This is a messenger RNA of Glycine soja, 859 nucleotides long. RefSeq lists its product as uncharacterized. The record is from RefSeq and is a predicted model, not a curated record. The transcript has 2 exons. NCBI's taxonomy places the organism in Eukaryota, Viridiplantae, Streptophyta, Magnoliopsida, Fabales, Fabaceae. The coding region runs from base 175 to 489 and encodes 104 amino acids.
UUCAAGGUCUCUCUUAUCCUAAAGAUUCCUCUAUAUAUUUUUCUCUUUAAAAUCUCACAUUCAUCCAACCAAACAAAAACACAACACGAGCAUAGUUUUUCUCACUGUGCUUUUGUUGUGGUCAACUUUGUUCACUAUAUAGUGAUAUUUAUUCUCUUCUCAACCCCUCCUUCCAUGGCUUCAGAUUCCAAUUCAAAUCUUAGAAUCACCAUUGAAAGCAAUCCUCCAGAGUCACGCCUAGCCGAAUUGAACAUCAAGUAUUGGCCAAAAUGGGGUUGUUCUCCAGGGAAGUACCAAUUGAAGUUUGAUGCUGAAGAGACAUGCUAUUUGCUGAAAGGGAAGGUAAAGGCAUAUCCAAAAGGGUCAUCAGAGUUUGUGGAGUUUGGUGCUGGAGAUCUUGUGACCAUACCAAAGGGACUCAAUUGCACUUGGGAUGUGUCAGUUGCCGUGGACAAGUACUACAAAUUCGAGUCACCAAAUUCUUCUUAAGAAUCAACAUCAUCCUAGUGUUUUGGAUCACUCAUCAUUCAUCAUUCAUCCUUGGAUAUUGUUAGUAUUAAAUUAGUUUUAGAACUUUCAUUCAUCAAAUUAUUAUUCGUUCUAGUAAUUCUUUCACAGUUUCAUUGGAUAUUGUUAGUAUUUUGUGGAAGACUGGUGGUGGGGUUGGUUUUUGCUGGGAAUUGGUAGUUUUAGUCAAAAAGAGGAACCAAUUAGUCAAAGGCUUGUCCCGUUCAAACCAAGCAUCUUUAUAGAGUUGGAUAUUUAGAUACAAAUUUUAAUGUUUCUUUGACUCAUCAAUUUAUCCAUGAGAUUUUUUUAAUUAUUUAUGUUCAUGAAUCUGAAGGAAUUCGGUUUGGAA